Molecule: messenger RNA, 1735 nt
Organism: Ciona intestinalis (vase tunicate)
Lineage: Eukaryota; Metazoa; Chordata; Ascidiacea; Phlebobranchia; Cionidae
Source: RefSeq, a predicted model, not a curated record
AAAACGUGUUUAGUUUAAUGCCUUUAACAAUAACAUGAAUGUCAACUUUGAAGAAACAGAUGCCAGAAGCCCAGCCCACAAGGUUAGCGAAGCCGAGUUCGACAAGGUUAAUAUUGGUGAAAUUGGUCAAAUUAUCGACCAAUUAACGACCAACCUUGUCAGUGAUACCGAUAAAACAAGUUUCAGCGAUUCCACCAAUGCUUGCAUGAAUCAACUUUGUGAGCUUUCCAAGCUAACAGGAAACACUAAGCGACGUGCUAUGGGAGAAGCCUUAUGUAACAGCCGUGCAGGAGAAAUGCUAAUGAAAUAUUUCAAGAUGGCGUCGACUAGCAAUUGCAUACAAGAAUGCCAACGAAAGGAAUUUAAAACUUUGCGGGAAAUUUGCUUUAAUUUCACCGACGAUAACAUGAUGCUUGCGAAGGAAUUUGGACAAGAAGGUUUAAUUGGAAUGUUAGUCGGUGAACUGAACGAACAUAAAGCAACGUUUAACACCAACCAGAAACACAAAUACAUCGUAUCCUCAGCAUUAAGGAUUCUAUACAACUGUUCAAAGUCGAGCGAUAACUUGAUUCAUUACAAAAAGCCGAUGCAUUAGAAACUGUUGGUUGGUACGCCACGAAUACAAUGCUUGAUAAGAAUUUGAAAAACAUUUUCACCUUCAGUGUAAUGACACUUGCCUUUAUCGUGGAUGACGUUGAUGAAGAGAUUGUGACGAAAUGUUCAAUCGUCACUACGUCAGUGCAGAUGUUCGUCGCAUCGGUUGCAAGCGACAACGGAAGACAUCUUGGUUUCUCGUCUCUUGAACUUGUGGAUGCCCUGGUUAAGUUGGCAGAUAAUGUAACUAUCAGUGAAAAGAUUGUGAAUGAAGGCGUUGUGGCUCCGUUGAUAAAGAUGAUGACAUCGGGCGAUCGAGAAUUGGAAACAGCUGCUACAAGUCUUGUUUGGAGUUUGUCGUUUAGUGAUCGAAACAAAGAUGUCUUUAAAAAGAACUUGGCUUUGAUGCGUCGGAUAGAAGACUUUCAAAACCCAAACCUCCAAAAAACUGCGCAAGGUGUGACAGCUGUACUCAAUAUGAAAAGAAAGGCAACUAUUGCUUCUGAUGCUACUCCUGAAUCCGAUAAAGAAGGCCACAUCAUGAUAAGUUACAAUUGGAAAUAUAAAUCUAUUGCCGUCAACCUUCGAGAUAGGCUGGUUCAAGAGGGUUACAAGACUUGGUUCGACGACGACAACAUGGGUUCCGAUAUAUUGCAAAGUAUGUCUGAAGGUGUAGAAGGUGCUCACGUCUUUCUUAUGCUGGCAUCACAAUCUUAUAAAGAAAGUAAAAAUUGCAGAACUGAGGCCGUAGGAGCUUACAAAUAUGACGUCCCUAUAAUUCCCCUUGUAGUAGAAGCAGGGUACAAGGCAAACGGUUGGCUAGGUUUGCUGUUUGGAAUGAAGCGAUACCACAAGUUCCACAACGAUGCAGACUUUGACACAAGUUUUGUGACGCUUUUAAAAGAUGUGAAAUCAAUAGUGCCGAAGAAGGAAUGAAACUUGCUGUAUUCCAACGCACAGUACCUUGUAGCAUAAGUAGCAUUACAAAUAUCCCACAGACAGUACACGGCCAAAAAAAUGCAUAAAAAAGGCUCCGCAAAGUCCUUUACAGUGGCACAUGAAACAAAUGUUAAAUGAAAACAUUAUAAUCUGGUAUUAAAAUCAUGCUUUCGGUCCUAUAUAGGAAUACACAUGGACGCUU